Molecule: messenger RNA, 1014 nt
Organism: Mucor velutinosus
Lineage: Eukaryota; Fungi; Mucoromycota; Mucoromycetes; Mucorales; Mucoraceae
Exons: 7
Coding region: 1-1014 (337 amino acids)
Biological process (GO): peptidyl-serine phosphorylation; DNA damage response; regulation of transcription by RNA polymerase III
Cellular component (GO): protein kinase CK2 complex; cytosol; nucleus
Molecular function (GO): ATP binding; protein serine/threonine kinase activity
Source: RefSeq, a predicted model, not a curated record
AUGAGUUCAACUGUGAACACGAGUAACUGCAAAAGCAUAGCCCGGUGCUAUGCUGAUGUUAAUGCCAAGAUGCCCACUUCUUAUUGGGACUAUGACAAUCUUCAAGUCGAGUGGGGAAACCAAGAAGACUAUGAAAUCAUUCGCAAAGUAGGUCGUGGUAAAUACUCUGAGGUUUUUCAAGGCAUCGAUAUUGUCAACAACGAAAAGUGUAUCAUCAAGGCUUUGAAGCCAGUCAAGAAGAAGAAGAUUAGACGUGAAAUCAAAAUCCUUCAAAACCUGGCAGGCGGAACCAACAUUGUUGGUCUUUUGGGCAUUGUUAGAGACCCUAUUUCCAAAACACCUGCUAUUAUCACCGAGUAUGUGAAUAACACCGAGUUCAAGAUUUUGUAUCCUCGUUUCACAGUAUACGACAUUCAAUAUUACAUGUAUGAACUGCUCAAGGCUUUGGAUUUCUGUCAUUCAAAAGGUAUCAUGCAUCGUGAUGUGAAGCCUCACAAUGUCAUGAUUGACCACGAAAAGAAAGAGUUGCGUUUGAUUGAUUGGGGAUUAGCAGAGUUCUAUCACGCAGGCACAGAGUACAAUGUCCGUGUUGCAUCCAGAUAUUUCAAGGGACCUGAGCUCUUGGUCGAUUUUCAGGAAUACGAUUACAGUUUGGACAUGUGGAGCUAUGGCUGCAUGUUUGCAAGCAUGAUCUUUCGCAAAGAGCCCUUCUUCCAUGGUCAUGACAAUUACGACCAAUUGGUCAAGAUUGCUCGCGUUCUCGGUACAGAUGAACUUUUCAGAUAUACUGAAAAGUACUCUAUCGUCCUUGCACCUGAAUACAACAACAUUCUAGGCAGACACAUGCGCAAACCCUGGAACAAGUUUAUUACCAGUGAUAACCAACGUUUUGUAACGGAUGAAUCUGUCGAUUUCUUGGAUAAAUUAUUGAGAUAUGAUCACCAAGAACGUCUUACAGCAAAGGAGGCCAUGGCACAUCAUUACUUUGAUGCUGUGAGACCCACCCAAGCAUAA